Messenger RNA from Neoarius graeffei (lesser salmon catfish), 2500 nucleotides. RefSeq lists its product as uncharacterized. The transcript is spliced from 4 exons. Gene Ontology annotation, molecular function: tumor necrosis factor receptor binding. Gene Ontology annotation, cellular component: membrane. Lineage: Eukaryota; Metazoa; Chordata; Actinopteri; Siluriformes; Ariidae. The record is from RefSeq and is a predicted model, not a curated record. The coding region runs from base 194 to 799 and encodes 201 amino acids. Gene Ontology annotation, biological process: immune response.
UGUGUGGUGGUGUGCGCUCGGUGUGUCAUCGCUGCCACCCCCACACAGCUGAAGUCUCAGCCACAGAGAGGGAGAGUGGAAGGGAGUGAAAGGCCGCUUGGAUGCGUGGGAGAUCCCCUGAAUCUUGUAUUUGAUCAGAUGUAGAUGCACGUUGUGCUUCCAGUCUGUGUUGCGGCUGCGGAGGGGAGAGAGGAUGGCGCACACGGCCAGAGCGCACGUUCCCUGCUUGUCCGCGAUGAUCAUGGUGGCUAUCACGACCUCGUGUAUCACCUGGCUCCUCGUGUCAAAGGAGCCUAAACUCUUUGUACAAAUCCUUAACGGUACAUCAGUGGCAGAUAUGUUCAGAGCUCCAUGUUCCCCAGCAUAUUGUUUUUUUCAAGUGCUCGAGGACCCUUUAGAUGACAAACGUCUGGCCUGGGACAAUAAGUGGGGUUCCAAGAAUUUCACCCUGGAUGAAAGUAAAAUGCGGAUAAAGGUGAAGGAGCAAGGUGUUUAUCUGAUCUACAUACAGCUGACAUACAGUCUCAAAAAGGAUGAAAAAAGCACUAGCGUAGACCUCACGUUGAAUGUGGAGUUCAACUAUGAUGAAAGUCAGGAGGAAUUCGCUGGUGCCUUUGACACACGGGAGCUCAGAGAGAAGGAAGAAGACGCCCACCUCUCAACCUUCAUCCUGCUGCCCAUGAAGGCUGGAAACAGCCUCUCCAUAUUGGCAACACCGAAGGAGAGGAUAAAGUAUAACGAUGUUCGUCCAGUUUCCAGCUUUAUCUCCAUUAUUCGGUAUGCUGAUUUAUCAGCCUGAGCAGGAAGAAGCUAUCAACUUCCCAUGAAUUCAUACAUGCUCUAUGUUUGUCAGCUAUUUUUAUUCUUGCUACUUAAGUCACAAAACUGAAAUUCUUCUGUGAUGAUGUCUAAAUGAUGACCAGUGGCAUCAGAGGCUUCCACGAACUGAAAACAAAAAAUAUUAAACAACAGGAAGAAAUAUAACGACAAAUUCGGGAUGUUUGCAUAGGAAGGUGCAAUAUUUAUUGCGGUAAUUUUUCUUUGUUUUCUUUUUUCCCCUCCCCCUUUGUUGCAUAAUGUUCCCGACUCAUGAUUUUCUGAGAAGCAUGACACAUUUUCCGCCCAUUAGAGACAAAAGUGAUUUUCACUUAGUUUCAGGUUUGUUAUGACUCAGUUGAGAAACAGUAUCAUACCGGUUUCCUCAUUUCUCGGUUUGACGAAAUGGGCACACACAAGUUAAUGUUACUUCCACUAGCUGCUGCAAUUGAAGCUUCAUUACACUUGUGAAACGAGGGAUCGGGGUUUUUUUUUUUUGGGAUGGCGUUUCUGUGAAAUCUGUUCUUCCCGUCGUUUCUGAAAACGUGUACCACUGAAUGGCUGAAGGUGGCAGUUUAAGGCAUGUUCUUAGAAGUGUAUCCUGUCAUUUAAAAAUUUUAAAUGUGUACCAACAAUCUGGAGAAAUUGUCAGUAUCAUAAGGACAGUUUAGCAAUAUGCAAUGAUCUUCAUUACGUAUUCCUCUUUGUGUUUGUUUGGGUUGUUUUUUUUUUUGUUUUUUUGUAUUUUGUUUCGUUUUUCCCCCCACCCUGAACUGAGGAUCAUCCAUUAAUAACCUUAUUAUUGUAUAAUAUAAACCAAAAAUCAAGUCAUGCAAUUUCAUUCAUGCUUUUAUUAUAAUGUUGGUUUUUUUUUUUUUCCAUGUUUCAGGGAAAAUGUACAAGUGUAUCCAUUUUGCCUUAACACUCAAUAGAAAUGUAGUAGACUUAACACAGAGUUGAAAUGUCAGUGAUGCUCAGGAAGUUCAGGUAGUACACUGAGACGUCUUUUAUUUUUCCUGAUAAUCAGCAUUUUUGAUAAAGAUUUAUAAAUAUGAAAGAAAGUGAGGUAUGUCCUACCAUAACACACUAAUUUAACAGUCAUAAAGCUGAAAUCUGUUGCAUUGUGAUAAUUAAUAUUAAUAUUUUUUGGCACCUCAUGUAAACCUCAAGUAGUAUAUUUUGUAAUAGUCUCAGACUUCUGAGCUUAACAUUCUUGAUUUCCUUCUGGAACUAACAGUGUAACUAUCUUAGCGUCAUCUUUACAAGAAUAGUUGCAUGACACACAAUACCAUUUUCCUUGUUUUGGUUUGUUAUGAGUCAGAUGAAAAGAAAAAAAAAAAGCAUUCCACCUCUGUAAGGUUAGAUAGGUUUAGGGCCGCUGAUCAGAAUUCUAAAGACUUUUUUUAAAUCAUUAUUUUGUGUUUUUGUUUGUUUCCUAUUUCUUGUAGUAAAGUGGCCUAGGAUGUGAGAUGGGAGAAAGACCCUAUAUUAUUAUUAUUAUUAUUAUUAUUAUUAUUAUUAUUAAAUCCUCAGUAUUGACAUUGGAGCAACUACUCUUCAGACAUAUUUGAUUGUAUAUGCCAAGUAUUUUUCUUUUAAUGUUAGCCUGAAUGAUACACUCAUGUUGAAAGACUGAAAUGGACUACUGCCUUUGUUCUCAAAUUGCUCAGUAAUAUUGUAUUUA